AAGGGCGGAGAGAGAGGGAUGGUUAGAGGAGGAAGGGGUGGUUUGUGGUGGUAAAUACCCGGCUGUAACAACACACAUAACCGAUCGGAAAGGCCAAAAUUUGGCGUGUGGAUUACAGUCAGAGGAGCAGACGAUCAUGCUGUCGAUUAAGCCUGAUGUCUAGUUGUAUUUCCAGCAUUUGAUUCGGACAGACUUUAGCUCGUGUCAUCAUGCUGUAGAUCAGUGUGUGGCUAUAUUUGUCUGGAUUAGGGCUGUUUAACACCUUUAAACUCUCGGAAUUAGCGCUUUCACGUCGGAUCAUCGAUAGAUUAGCGUUGUUCUCGUCUCAGGCUUUUAAGGACAGGCUUUUGUGUGUGUUUUACAGGAGCUCGCGAGCUAACAACAAAAGCGCUAGCUUAGCCGGCUAGUCAAUCAAAACACCGGUGCCUUUAGAUGUUUUAUUUUGAAACCAAUCAGUGAUGGACAUCGGAAAGGAUUUAGCUGUUUUACUAAUUAGUUAAAUGUGCAUCGGGACUCAGAGGUUCAUUAAAUGAAUCGCUGAGUUUGAUAAUUGUAGGUUAGAUUAGCAGUGUAGGUUGACAUUAGCAUUAGCCUGUUAGCAUUAGCGAGUCCUUUGUUGAGAACACUAUCAAUCGCUUUGAUUUUUAUUGAGGAAAAUUUGUUUUUUUUAAUUCAGUCUUAUUGAUUUUUAUUGUUUAUAUCGUACUAUCGUUUAUCUAAGACGUUCGUUUGACUGUUACAUCAGUGUUUUAUUAAGAUAGGGGUAGGAAACUAAAGGAAAUGUUGAACAACUAGUGUCUCUGGUAAUAUUCGCCUAUAGAACAAACACGGAUAUUGUGUACAAAUAACGAUACUUAAGCUACAGAGUAGCACAUUUUAACGCUUAAAGCUAUUAUGGACUACACUUUGAGCUUAAACAAGAUCUGUUUGCUAUGGACACAUCUACUUUUCAUGGGAAACACCGUUUCAUCGCAGCACAGCGAGAACGUUUAUGUAUCAGGCAUGUCAAACGCCUGUGGCGAUGUAGCGGAGCAGAUAAGGGCGUCCAGUGGAGUGAUAACCAGCCCUGGCUGGCCCUUUGAAUACCCUUCUCGCAUCAACUGCAGCUGGAACAUCAGGGCCAACCCUGGAGAGAUCAUCACCAUCAGUUUUCAGGACUUUGAAAUUCAGAGCUCACACCGAUGUGGUUUGGACUGGAUCUCCAUUGGAACCUACAAGAACCUGGAUGGGUACCGGGCCUGUGGCUCGUCUAUUCCGGCCCCAUACAUCUCCUCUCAGGAUCACGUGUGGAUCAAGUUCCACUCUGAUGACAGCAUGACUGGAAAAGGCUUCAGGCUGUCUUACAUAACAGGGAAAUCGGAAGAAGCCAGCUGCAAGCCUGAGCAGUUCCACUGCGCUAAUGGAAAGUGUAUCCCAGAGUCAUGGGAGUGCAACACCAUGGAUGAAUGUGGCGAUAACUCAGACGAGGAGCUGUGUGUACAGCCUAAUCCGUCCGCGUUCUUCUCCUUCCAGCCUUGCGGCUUCAACCAGUUCCCUUGUCUCUCACGCUACACCCGCGUUUACACCUGUUUGCCGGAGUCGCUCAAAUGCGACGGCAGCAUUGACUGUCAGGACUUGGGGGACGAAAUCGACUGUGACGUGCCCACCUGUGGCGAAUGGCUGCGCAAUUUCUACGGUACUUUCAGCUCGCCCAACUAUCCUGACUUCUAUCCGCCUGGCAGUAACUGCACCUGGCUGAUCGACACCGGUGACCACCGUAAGGUUAUCCUGCGCUUUAUGGACUUCAAGCUGGACGGCACAGGCUAUGGCGAUUAUGUUAAAGUCUACGAUGGACUAGAGGAGAACCCCAGGCGUCUGUUGCGUGUGUUGACUGCGUUCGACUCUCGAGCCCCUGUAGCGGUGGUGUCCUCUUCAGGACAGCUUCGGAUACACUUUUAUGCUGACAAAAUCAAUGCGGCUCGAGGCUUUAACGUUACGUAUCAAGUAGACGGUUUCUGCCUGCCGUGGGAAAUCCCGUGUGGAGGGAACUGGGGAUGCUACAAUGAACAACAGCGCUGUGACGGCUACUGGCACUGUCCCAAUGGCAGGGACGAGCUCAACUGCAGCAACUGCCAGGAAGACGAGUUCCCAUGCUCACGAAACGGUGCUUGCUACCCACGCUCUGACCGGUGCAACUACCAGAACCGCUGCCCGAACGGCUCUGAUGAGAAGAACUGCUUUUUCUGCCAACCUGGAAACUUCCACUGCAAGAACAACCGCUGUGUUUUUGAAAGCUGGGUGUGUGACGCUCAAGACGACUGCGGGGACGGAAGCGAUGAGGAGAGCUGCCCGGUAAUCGUACCCACACGUGUCAUCACUGCCGCUGUAAUUGGGAGUCUGAUCUGCGGCCUGCUGCUGGUCAUUGCUUUGGGCUGCACAUGCAAACUCUACUCACUCAGAAUGUUUGAGCGCAGGUCAUUUGAGACUCAGCUCUCUAGAGUGGAAGCCGAGUUACUGAGGAGAGAAGCUCCUCCAUCGUAUGGGCAGCUGAUUGCUCAAGGACUGAUUCCCCCAGUGGAAGAUUUUCCUGUCUGCUCUGGAAACCAGGCAUCUGUUUUAGAAAACCUAAGACUGGCAGUUCGCUCUCAGCUGGGAUUCACCUCAAUCCGACUCCCCACCACAGGGCGCCACGGCAACAUCUGGAGACGCCUGUUCAAUUUCACACGUUCACGGCGCUCUGGUUCUCUCGCACUGGUGUCUGCGGACACAGAAGAGGGUCCUGAUGGCAACGCCUCCGCUCGUGAGCCGGAGAGGCUUGGCUCUCACCGUGGACUCUUGCCCUUGGACUCUGAUGAUACGGACACUGAGAGUGAGCAGCAUCCCCGCAGGGAUGUCCCAGGAGCUGUUGGAGGCCUGAUGGCCCCACUGCCGCAGAAAACUCCCCCUACAACAGCCGUGGAGGCCAUCGUCUCGGUAUCUGCCAGCUCAGCUCCACUCGUCAGCCGGGAGAGCAGCAUCUCUGAGAGCAUCUCAGAAAGUUCUGGAGUAACUGGAUCUUCAUGUACUACGACUGCUACCACUACUUUCUCAAGAAGCCUCUUCAGCAGCGCUCUAAGCCGGGUCACCCGCAGCCUGCGCUGGAUUCGUUUCUCUCUAGGGCGCUCUGUAGACGGAGGGUCAAGUGGCAUUGGGCAGAAUCACAGCCCUCUGCGGCAACUGGAGCAAGGAAGUGCGGGUUGCACUGGGGUCGGUAUUAGAGGCGAGGAUGAGGACGACGUGGAGCUCCUCAUUCCCGUCUCGGACGCCGGCUCCCUGGACAGUGAUGAGAGCUCCAGGCCCCUGCUGGAACAAGGCCUGGAGCAGGCCUUCGGGCCCCACCUGACCCCCGCUGCGGUCUCUCUCAGAGGCCGGCUGGUGGGUAGGGAUGGCCCCUGUGAACACUGUGGAAUUGUCCAUACGGCACGAAUCCCGGACGUUUGUGUGGAGGCGACGGCGAAAACAGAAACUAGUGAUGAUGAGUCACUGCUGCUCUGUUAAGACUCAGAUGAACUCCCUGACUCAGUACAUGACCCAUAUGACUCUAAAAUGCCCCUGCUCACAGCUUGCCAUUUCUGUUAUCGCCCCCUAGUGGAGCGGAUGUUUGAAUGUCUUCAGACAAAACGAAGAGCUUCAGAAAUCAGGUACUUUUAAAGAGCGGUCUGUAAAGAUCAUACAGAGUACGAGAGCUCCCCAAUCCCACUGUCACUUCCACUGUGCAAUAUUAGUGUUCGUUGAGAUGUUUACCAGGUCAAAGUCUAUUUUUCUGAAGAGUCAAGUUAAGCUCACGUAGAGUCGAGAGUGAGCCGCUCUGCAGUUCUCAGUAUGGGAAAGCAGCACAAACAGACGCGUUUAUCCUGGACAGUGUGGGACAAAAAAAGACUGAACACAUACAAGCGCUCUGAGAGAUUUGUUACCUAACCUUUAAUUUAUUUGUACUUUUGAUGUCAGACUUUUGUUUUAUUAAAGGAAUGGUUGACCCAAAAAUGAAACGUCUACUCGCCCUAAUGUUGUUCCAGACAUGGUUUAUUUUGUACAAUUAUUGUGAAAGGUGUAAUAGCAGCUCUUUUCUACGUUGUGUUAGAUUUGACAUGAGAUGUUUUUGACGAUUAACUAUAGUCAUGAAGAAGUCAUAUGGGCUUAUUUGAGGGUUCUCUUUUAUUAAUUGUUUUGUUCUACCCAUGUAGUUUCACUGUGUGGAAAAGAGCAGCUUGGACAUUCUGCAAAGUAGCUCAAAGUUUGUUUAGGGGUUAAAAAAAUACUCCUAAAUCAAAGUAAUUUUAUAUUUCUUAUGAUAAAGUCAUACAGGUUUGGAACAGCUGAGUAAAUGACAGAAUUUCCAUUUUGGGUAAAAUUAUUCUGCUUGCAAAAAGUGGGAGAUCAAAGAAAAUUUGGUACGUUUGGUAAUUUCAGUGUGAGUUUGUGUCCCUGCUGCAGUGGUACUUGGUGCAUUACCUGCGAUUAUGAGCGAGGGACAUUUAUUUAUAACAGAUUAUAAUCUGAGAGGGAGCUACUAUUUUUAAACGAUAUUGCAUUGUAUAACAGCCACUUUUGUUUGUUGUAUUUAUUUUUUUGUUACCGUUAACCUUUUGGUAACCUUACUGUUUUGGUACUGCGAAUUCUUGUGUGUGUGUGUGUGUGUGUGUGUGUGUAUAUUUAUUAUUGGUUUUCAUUUCGAUAGCGUUUACUUGGAAAAGCAUGUCCAGCUGUCUUGUGCUAAUUUUUUUCCAUUUCAUGAUGCUGUUUAUAUAUAUAUAUAUAUAUAUAUAUAAGAAAAAUGUUUACUGCACUAAGAGAAUAAAAGUGUUCAUCCCGCUUGUAUUGGACGUUUUUUUUGUCUUAAAGUGAGCAAGAGUGGUCAUUGGAUUUUAGUUUGUGGGAAAAAAGCAGUACUCUAAAAGUCAUUUGUGGACUGCAGAAAAGAAACCACAGCAGUGUCUCCUGAUGGCCCCUAGGCACAUUGAAACAAGUACAGAAAAAACCGUUGAGCUACACCGAGAAGGAAAGAACAUG
This is a messenger RNA of Sinocyclocheilus rhinocerous, 5028 nucleotides long. Its product is annotated as low-density lipoprotein receptor-related protein 12-like. Bases 895 to 3516 code for a protein of 873 amino acids. NCBI's taxonomy places the organism in Eukaryota, Metazoa, Chordata, Actinopteri, Cypriniformes, Cyprinidae. The transcript has 7 exons. The record is from RefSeq and is a predicted model, not a curated record. Gene Ontology annotation, molecular function: protein binding.